Molecule: messenger RNA, 2575 nt
Organism: Bombyx mori (domestic silkworm)
Lineage: Eukaryota; Metazoa; Arthropoda; Insecta; Lepidoptera; Bombycidae
Gene: Echs1
Product: probable enoyl-CoA hydratase, mitochondrial
Exons: 5
Coding region: 195-1184 (329 amino acids)
Biological process (GO): fatty acid beta-oxidation
Cellular component (GO): mitochondrion
Molecular function (GO): enoyl-CoA hydratase activity
Source: RefSeq, a predicted model, not a curated record
UCUCUUCAACGUCUACCUUUAUACCUACCAAAUAACUAAUCUAUGGUUAUCACUUCGCUUCGCAACAAUUUGUAGUUAUCUUUUAUCGCACCGGCGUAUGUAUCAAAGUUCACGAGUGUCAUACUCGCCGGUGCCUUUGUCCUUAUCAUUAGUAUUGCAUAAAUCCUAGUACUUGGUGGUUCAUAUUUCUUAAAAUGGCUUCUGUCGCUACUGUAACUCGUGCUUUGCUGGGAAAGAAUGUACUGAACAAGUGCAAAGUGGUAUCCGCAACAAGCCAAGCAUCCAUAAAGUUUUAUAGCACAGCAUCAUACGAGAACAUCAAGGUUGAGGUGGUCGGCUCCAAGAAGAAUGUCGGACUCAUUCAGUUAAACCGCCCAAAGGCACUGAAUGCUCUAUGCAAACCAUUGUUUGUCGAACUCGGGAAGGCAGUCAAUGAUUUUGACGCCGACAGCAACAUUGCUGCCAUCAUCAUCACUGGUAACGAGAAGGCGUUUGCGGCUGGUGCUGAUAUUAAGGAGAUGCAAAACAAUACAUACAGCAGCAACACAAAACAGGGUUUCCUUCGUGAAUGGGAGGACAUCUCCAACUGUGGGAAGCCCAUCAUUGCCGCUGUUAAUGGUUUCGCUCUUGGAGGUGGUUGUGAGCUGGCAAUGCUGUGCGAUAUCAUCUAUGCCGGCGAAAAGGCGAAAUUCGGUCAGCCCGAGAUCAACAUUGGCACCAUCCCCGGAGCCGGAGGCACCCAGCGUCUUCCCAGAUACGUUGGCAAGUCGAAAGCAAUGGAGAUCGUGUUGACAGGAAACUUCUUUGAUGCUCAUGAAGCCGAGAAAAUGGGUCUUGUCAGUAAAGUAUUCCCAGUGGAAAAACUUUUAGAAGAAACCAUCAAGCUGGCUGAAAGGAUCGGAACCCACUCCCCGUUAAUUGUGAAGUUGGCCAAACAAGCUGUGAACCAAGCUUACGAGACCACCCUCAAAUCGGGCUUGCAGUUUGAGAAGUCCACCUUCUAUGGAACCUUUGCUACGGUUAGUCUCAUAUUUGCCUUUUACACGCCCAAAUCAUUAAAUGAAAGUAGUUCAUACAUAACAUUUGUAACCAUAUUUUACAGUUCUGAACUAAAAGUUCUGGGUCUUCAUGUUUACCUUCAGAAUAGCUGCUAUUUAUUACAACAUAAUCCAAUAUUUGGAUAAAAAUGAAAACAGACUACCUACAACAAAAUAAAAUAAGAAUCUUACCGAAUCUAAUCUAAUCGAUAUAUCCGAAGUAAAUUAAAUAUCCAUUAUUUGUGAUAACUCGUAAACCGUUAGUCAGAUUUUGAUAAAAUUUAAUCACGAGGACCUCAUAAGAAGUACCAUCAUCAUCAUCAUUAUCCUGCCCUUCUCCCAGUCACCUGGGGUCGGCGCAACAUGUUUUCUCCUUCCAUACUCUUCUAUCAUAUACCAUUUCUUCGCUCACUCUCCUCCUACCCAUAUCGUCUUUCUCAUAAGAAGUACCAGCUUGCAAAUUAAAAGUCAUCCGAAUCGUUUCACUUACAAAAAUGUACAGUACAAAUUCUAUAUUCGCGGGGUAUAUGUUUUUUUCUACCUAUUCUAGUAACCUCAAGAGGUUAUUCUAGAUUCGCCCUGAUGAUGUUGCUAACACGAACCCUAGCAACAGCUGUGUUUCGCAGAAUCUACCACCUGAUCGGAAACGCGACCCACUGAGACGAUCCGGCGAGAAACUCAGUGGGCUGUGUCUGUGGGUUAAUUCACUCGUAGAGCCCUUCGUCGCAAGCGAUGGAUUCGACGAGAACGAUGAUCGGUGGUUGGGGUACCUAAAACCAGCGUUAAUGGAUCGGGAGGAUCCGUAAUGACAUGUUUGGGGCGACGUCGACUGCUUUCCAUUCGGUCCGCAGGAUCGGGAAUGCAGUUCCCGGCGGCCACGAUGAGAGGGUUCUCGUGUCGUGCUGCUGUCUCGAAAAGGCGUAUAUGUUCAGUAAAUAUACCGCGAAUACAGAAACCGUGAAUAUGUAAUUGUAAUUUACAUAAUAUAUGGGAUUAGUGGGGAUACGUUCUUAGGAGACAAAAUAAAAACAUACUUUAGGCAUAGUUGUAAUAAGGACUAUUUUACUUUUUUAUUAGUUCAUUUGACAGCGCGCUUACAAAAGAUAUUCGGUCGGAUACCUACAUAGGUAUUCGAAUCCUUUUUAUCAAUGUGUAUGUACCGAUGUACCGAUUAGAUCGCGAAUAUAGGAAUUGAUUCGCAUACAUCAUAAUUAAAGGCGAAUUGAUAACCUAAUUCUUUUUUUGAAAUCAGUUAAAAUAAUGUAUAUAUGUUAUAUUCAUUUUAAAUUAAAUUAAUUUUCAGGAGGACCGCAAAGAAGGUAUGACAGCAUUUGUUGAAAAGAGACCACCGAAUUUCAAGAAUGAAUAAAUCUUUCCUUUAUUUUCAAGUUUUCUAUGUUGUUGAAAAUGUUUUGUUAUUUGUUAGGCAGUAAGUGAAAUUAAGUGGGAAGUAUAAUAUUGUUUAUAACUUUUAUAUAUUGACAAAAAAAAUCGUGCAAAAUCUUUUUAUACACUGAAAUAAACGAAUUUAUUUUUAA